Messenger RNA from Anopheles coluzzii, 907 nucleotides. RefSeq lists its product as uncharacterized. Lineage: Eukaryota; Metazoa; Arthropoda; Insecta; Diptera; Culicidae. Bases 147 to 704 code for a protein of 185 amino acids. The record is from RefSeq and is a predicted model, not a curated record. The transcript has 4 exons.
UUCGACUUCGAAUUCUAUGGACGGAAGCGGGAUCAACUACCAUCAUCUAACGCAUCUGCAAACGAGGCUCAUAUACCUGCAUGUAGGAAGUUGCUGCAAUAGCGAAAUUCGCGAAACGCCAACGACAGCUUCAACUAACCGUGGGUAUGAAAUCUGCCCAAAACCGAACAAAUAUUCGUAAACCAGCGAACCUUCCACAAGGUGCCACCACCACUACCAAAUCUAAGGAAAGCACCACUCCCACCAAGACACCCAGCAUCUCGGACUUAGGCUACGAACUCGUGCCAGUGCCCGGAUUCAAGUUUCCGUUACAACAACGCUCCGACGUGGAAUGUCUCGAAAAUGCUAUCCAAAACAAUAAAGAUAUUCGUAAAAAAUAUAUUGCUUUUCUCGCUCAACGUAAGCCAAAACACAUGGGUAUACAUAAAUUCAUUUCCACUGUCUUUUCUGAUGAAGCACUAAAUGCGUACAACUUGCACGGUUCCAACACGUCGGGCCGCGCCAAAAUACCCAUGAAAACGUACUCGGUGUUUUAUGACUGUUUCAUCGAAGCAUUCGAAAGUUCCGGUUUGAAUGAGCGCGAGCUACAAUCCCAGCUAACGGCAGCUAUCAAGCAUAGCCGAAAUAGGAUGAGACAGCGCACGUUCCGUGCAAGAAAAAGUCUUGUCAAGAACGAAAAAACCCCCGGCGAUAAAUCGGAAUGAUGGCUGAAUAACCUCAACUACAGCAAAUUAACACAAAAGGGAGUGUAAAAAUACACGCAAGCCUAUCCCCGAAAUCCACGAAACCCUUUAUUUUGUAGAAAGAGCGUAAAGAAUUACGUUUUGUAGAUUCUAAUGGUCACUGGGCUGAAAUUUAGCCAUGAACAAUAAACUUUUUUUUUAAUAUACGUUCAUAAAUCCUUCAA